AUGUCUAUUUUCCUGGGUGCCCACUCCCCAUAUGCCAAUCGCAGACGCAAAUCCAUCAAAACCAUCAUCACCAUCACUUUGCUCUUUGCCUUGUGCUUCUUUCCAUUCCAUGUGACAAGAACCAUCUUCUUCCUCCUCAAAGUGACCAAAGGGGUUCCAUGCAAUACUAUGACUAUGGUGUCCAUGUGCUACAAGAUUACCAGGCCGUUGGCAUCCUUCAACGCUUGGCUCAAUGCCCUCCUCUACUUCUUAACCAAAGACAAAGGCGGGGCGCAGUGUUGUGAAAAGGUCAAUCCACAGCAGCAGCACGCAGGGGCCCUCCUGGUGCCUCUCAGGGCCAAACCAGAUCCCGGAGAGGACGCAGAGAAAGAUGAGCCAUAA
Messenger RNA from Knipowitschia caucasica, 381 nucleotides. NCBI's taxonomy places the organism in Eukaryota, Metazoa, Chordata, Actinopteri, Gobiiformes, Gobiidae. The record is from the annotation of a GenBank genome assembly.